GUGACCCACAAGUCCCGCCCCCCCCGCCGCAGCGGUUUCCGGUUCCGGUCGCCGGGGAUAGCGCCCUCCGACCCGGGGCGUUCGCGGGUCUCGCCGCGAUCGCACCGGUACCGGGUUGGGCGCCCUGCCGGCUCCUCCGUGAUGGUGCUGCCAUGGCAAACCAUCUCCGGUUUGUGGGCCGCACCGUCAUGGUCCAGAGCGGCAACGUGGAUGCAGCCUACGGGGCGCUCAGCAGGAUCCUGACGCAGGACGGGCUGGUGGAUGAGGUGCGGCGGCGCCGUUACUAUGAGAAGCCGUGCCGGCGGCGGCAGCGCUUGGCAUAUGAGGCGUGCCGACGGGUCUAUAAUGCCGAGAUGGGCCGGAAAAUCGCCUUCCUGUCACGGACCACCCGCGCAGACCCCUGGCUGGGCUGCUAGGGACCUGCCGUGGCCCUGCAAUAAAUGAUCGGCCUGUUAA
This is a messenger RNA of Cuculus canorus (common cuckoo), 456 nucleotides long. RefSeq names its product mitochondrial ribosomal protein S21 (gene MRPS21). The record is from RefSeq and is a predicted model, not a curated record. The transcript is spliced from 3 exons. Bases 153 to 416 code for a protein of 87 amino acids. Gene Ontology annotation, biological process: translation. Gene Ontology annotation, cellular component: ribosome. Gene Ontology annotation, molecular function: structural constituent of ribosome. NCBI's taxonomy places the organism in Eukaryota, Metazoa, Chordata, Aves, Cuculiformes, Cuculidae.